UGUACACCGGUGUUCGUGCAUCUUCAUCUUCCUCCUCCUCUUCUUCAGUCAGUCCGUGAACAACCCGCUGUUUGCUCAGCGUUAACGGUUAUUCACCGUCCGUCGAAAUGGCGUCUAACGAUUAUUCCCAAACGUCUGCCCAGGGGUAUGGUUCCUAUGGUGGAGGUGGUGGCGGAGGUGGUGGUGCUAGCCAGGGCUAUGGUCAGUCCUCUGGUCAGAGUUACAGCCAGCAGAGCUACGGGGGCUACAACCAGGGCUCUGACAGCAGCUCUGGCUCCUAUAACCAGGGAGGAUACGGCAGCUAUGGUCAACCCCAGUCAGGAGGGUAUGGUUCUCCACCCUCUAACCAGGGUGGCGGGGGUGGUUAUAGUCAUUCCAGUCCGUCCUAUAGUUCUGGAAGCUACAGCAGCAGCAGCAGCAGCCAGCCCUCCAACAUGAGCUACAACCAGCAGUCAUCUUUCUCUGGUUACAGCCAGCAGCAGCAGCAGCCUCCACCAUCUGCAGGUUAUGAAGGUAACUCACCAGCCCCGGGCUAUAACCAGCCACCCAGUGGUGGGCAGAGUGGAGGUGGUUACGGGAGCAGUGGAGGUCAGACUGGUGGCUAUGGUGGUAGCGGGAGCCACCAACAGCCAUCCCAACAUGGAGGAGGACACUACAACCAGCCUCCAGGCUAUAGCUCCCCUCCUCCACAGAGCUACAGUCAGCAGAGCCAGUACGCUCAAGGUGGAGGAUAUGGAGACGACAGCCCACCGAUGAGUGGAGGAGGAGGUGGAGGAUACGGUGGUCAUGAUGGAGGUUACGGAGGUCAGGAUGGCCGCGGUGGCAGAGGCCGUGGGGGUGGAUUUGGAGGUCGUGGUGGCGGCGGAUAUGACCGUGGUUUUGACCGAGGUGGCCGAGGUGGACCAAGAGGAAGAGGAGGCAUGGGAAUGGGCGAUCGCGGAGGAUUCAAUAAGUUUGGUGGACCAAGAGACCCGGGACAUGGACAUGGAGGACCCGGCUUCAUGCAAGACCAGGAUAACUCUGAUAACAACACCAUCUUUGUACAAGGCCUGGGAGACGACUACACUGUCGAGUCAGUGGCUGACUUCUUUAAGCAGAUUGGGAUCAUUAAGGUCAACAAGAAAACAGGCCAGCCCAUGAUCAACCUGUACACAGACAGAGAGACGGGGAAGCUGAAAGGAGAAGCCACAGUUUCGUUUGAUGACCCUCCUUCAGCUAAGGCUGCCAUCGACUGGUUUGAUGGUAAAGACUUCAAUGGAAAUCCCAUCAAGGUGUCCUUUGCCACCCGCCGAGCUGACUUUGGAGGCCGAGGUGGUAUGAGGGGCGGUCGUGGACGAGGAGGGCCUAUGGGCCAUGGAGGAUUUGGAGGGGGUCGAGGUGGAGGUUUCCCAGGAGGCAACAGUGGCGGUGGAGGAGGUGGAGGGGGACAGCAGAGAGCUGGAGACUGGAAGUGUUCAAACCCCAACUGCGGCAACCUGAACUUCUCAUGGCGUAAUGAGUGUAACCAGUGCAAGGCUCCCAAACCGGAGGAUGCUGGUGGGAUGUCCCCCAUGGACAGAGGAGGUUACGGAGGAGAGCGCAGAGGGGGGUUUGAUCGAGGCGGCUUCAGGGGCCGAGGAGGCGACCGCGGGGGCUUUAGAGGGGGCCGAGGAGGCGACCGAGGAGGAUACGGCCCUGGAAAGAUGGAUGCAAGGGGCGAUCGCAGACAGGAGCGACGGGGCCGUCCGUACUAAACCACCGUGCACACGGACAAACCCUCGUCCCCCCACCUCAGCACAGAGAGCAGUGUCCCCCGUCCACACUGGGUCCGGCCCCUUCACGUUUUACAUAACUUUGAUCGUCUUGUUUCAGUGUGUAGGAAAAUGUGACUGUCCCUUUUCUUUGUGUUUGCUCUCGUUCGUGUCGCUCUCUGUUUUCACGCCCACCUGCCCUCCGCUCUGCUGCUCAGCGAGGCCUCGUUUAGAAAAACACACUCGGAUCAAAUUCCACCUUAAGAAAAAAGACUCGGAGUCUGAUUUUUAUCGUUUUGUGCAUCAGCCCUUGUGAUUAUGAUCACGUUUGAAUCAGCUGCACCUUGACUGGAAACACUGUGGCUGUGCAUGUCAGAGCCGUGUGACUCUGACCUGCUGAUUUACAGGUUCAUCCUCGUUGCUCCGCAUCAGAAACCUGAGGACGUAAAAACCCGUCUGAUGGCUCGUGUUGUGUUCACAGACUCCUGUGUAAAUGUGUGGCUCCCUGUGUUACUGCAUGCUCCGGUGUCAGCAGUGAACUUAGUGAGUAAACUCUGACUGUAAGCGAAGGAUUAUGGCCGAAGCUGGAGACUCCUCACUGCAGAGCAGGAAGCUGUGACUCUGCAGUUUGUUCUCAGAGAGAACAGCUCAACACUUUUGGUUCUGAUGAACGUGUUCUGUGUUUGUCUGCUGAUUUCUGACAGCAGGACGUUUUCUCGCCUCACAUAACAGUUUGAUGGUGAGCAGAUCUCAUGAGCGCAGCGCCUCCUCGUGAACAGAUGGAAUUCAUCGAGUCCGAGCGGUUUGGCGAGAGGUUUAGUAAAUCUAAUGAACCACUGCUAACCUCACCGAACAAAUGUCGGAGCUGAAGCUGCUUCUUUUUGUUUGACUGAUUUCUGUGUAACUUCAGCUUGAACAGCAGUUUGAUUUGAGAUGCCAUCGCUGCUCAGUUAUGUCUUUAACUGUCACAGGAGAAGAUCUUCACAUUAUGACCAAGUGAAAUCCACUUUUGUAAACGCGGCCUGUGCGUGUGCAGUCACACUGAAGACGUGUUUGUGGAAGCAGAGCUCUUACUCGUGUAUUUAUUAUUAUUCUUGAGUUGUUUUUGUAUUGUGCAUGUGCUGGUUUUCAAAAGAAA
This is a messenger RNA of Toxotes jaculatrix (banded archerfish), 2868 nucleotides long. It is a transcript of the gene fus, whose product is annotated as FUS RNA binding protein. The record is from RefSeq and is a predicted model, not a curated record. Lineage: Eukaryota; Metazoa; Chordata; Actinopteri; Toxotidae. Gene Ontology annotation, molecular function: RNA binding; transcription coregulator activity. The transcript has 15 exons. Gene Ontology annotation, cellular component: nucleus. Gene Ontology annotation, biological process: regulation of DNA-templated transcription. The coding region runs from base 108 to 1733 and encodes 541 amino acids.